AUGCCUGUUCGCUGUCAGGAAGCAUUGCUGUUGCAGCAGCAGCAGCAGCAGCAACAGAGUACAGAAGCAGAAGCUAAAGAUACUUUUGCAGCAUCAGUCAAGGACAAACGAAGCGGCUACAAAGUCGCGGUGACAGCAAGAGUAGCAGCAGCAGCAGCCGCAGCAAUUCCUGCAGCAGGAGCAGCUUCUGCAGAUAGGACUUCUGCAGUUGCAGCAGCAAAAGUAUCGGCAGCAGCAGCAGCAAGUGCUGCGGCAGCUUCAAGACUAAUACCCAGUGAAUCAGCAGCAAUAGGCGGAGCAGCAAUAAUGCUCUUGGCAGCAGCAGCAGCAGUAACAACAGCAGCAGCUGCGAAACUCACACAGCAGCAGCAGCUGCGAAACUCACACAGCAGCAGCAACAGCAGCGGCUGCAAGUCCCGCAGCGCUGCAACAGCAGCAGCUGCAAAUACCGUAGCGCAGCAAGAACAAAAACAGCACGAUAGCAGUAGCCGCGGAUAA
Eimeria tenella is the source of this 498-nucleotide messenger RNA. RefSeq lists its product as uncharacterized. Bases 1 to 498 code for a protein of 165 amino acids. Lineage: Eukaryota; Apicomplexa; Conoidasida; Eucoccidiorida; Eimeriidae. The record is from RefSeq and is a predicted model, not a curated record. The transcript has 2 exons.